AUGUCCUCGUACAACUACGGCAAAGAUGAUCGACACCACCGUCGACCAUUAGAUAUGGUAAUUUAUUUCAUUACAUUCGGCUUGGGUGUUGCCACUGUCGCGUCUACUGCCAACGCUUUAGUGAGACGUAAUGCGGAAGUUGGAUUCGCUACGAGAGCGGCUGCUACCCAAGGAGUCAAAGUGAUCAUCGCAACUAAUGCUCUUACCCAACCUGGAUACGCUCUUUGUUCGGCCGCCAGUGGUGUAGUCGUUAAUUCACUCACACUCCUUGCGUUCUCAUUCAAUAUACCUAGACCAUUCCGAAAAUUGGUAUGGCUCUUACCGAUCGCAGCAUUAUUCAACUUUAUCUUCAUGCUCGCUACUUGCAUUGCGGUAUUUUACAAUGCCAAAACAGGUCAUAUAACAGCUUAUGGAACUUUGAAUGGUAUCGUAUUACCUCAAAGUGUUCUUCAAGCCAAUGCCAAAGCUUUAGGACUUUCUUAUUACUUCUGGGGUAAAGGAUACGUUAAAUUCAUGGCAAUAAUCUCAGUACCUACUACUUUAUUCAGUUUGUUGACCGCCAUUCUAGCUUUCACAUUCUGGAGAAGAGAGAAAUCCUCAAGAUCACAAAUUGAAGCUAAUAACAUCUCUACUCGCCAAAACAAUGCUUCACCCACUUUCAUGAAUGGAGAAGAAAAGGGAACUACUCAACAUAUCGAUCGAGUAUAG
Kwoniella shivajii is the source of this 708-nucleotide messenger RNA. RefSeq lists its product as uncharacterized. Bases 1 to 708 code for a protein of 235 amino acids. NCBI's taxonomy places the organism in Eukaryota, Fungi, Basidiomycota, Tremellomycetes, Tremellales, Cryptococcaceae. The record is from RefSeq and is a predicted model, not a curated record. The transcript has 5 exons.